Molecule: messenger RNA, 1200 nt
Organism: Diaporthe batatas
Lineage: Eukaryota; Fungi; Ascomycota; Sordariomycetes; Diaporthales; Diaporthaceae
Exons: 1
Coding region: 43-1200 (385 amino acids)
Molecular function (GO): FAD binding
Source: RefSeq, a predicted model, not a curated record
GUUGAAUUUGAACAACACCUCCCUGCCUGUAUCUCGUCAGUCAUGCCACAAUCACCUCUUAUUCAAGCUCCGAUCCUGAUAAUCGGCGCCGGGGUCGCCGGACUUACGCUGGCGCAAGGGUUACGACUUCGCUCCAUCCCCUUUCGCAUAUUCGAGCGCCAGGCACAAACGCACAUCAAGCAGGGCCAUCGAUUCCGCAUUUCGAGGGAAGGCCAGGCCGCCCUCAACAGCGUACUCUCGCCGGAGCUCCAGGACCUGCUCCGGCGCACCACUGCUGACCGACGCCACCAUGCGCCACGAUACGUAGACGCCAGGAAGCUUGAAUUCCCGGUCGCCGUGCCGGUGGACCCAGCGGAGUCGAUGCCGCUCGACAGGACCUUCUUCCGGAUGCUGGCCUCGCUUGACUUACAGGACGCCAUUCACUACGAGAAGGAAUUUGAGUCGUACGAGAUCGUCGAAGGUCAUGUACGGGUCAAGUUCACAGAUGGUUCGGCCGAACAUGGGUCGUUACUCGUCGGUGCGGACGGGCUCAGGAGCCGUGUUCGAAGGCAACUCCAGCCAGAUCGCAAGCUGUUGGACUUGGAGCGCUGGGUCAUGUGGGGUCGAACGCCACUGACGGAUGACUUGAGGGAGGCACUCGGUAAUACGCCAGAUCUCUUGAGUUGGUGUAUGUGCCUGGAUCACGAGCCGAAUGUCCAGACCGUCAUCGAACCGAUGGUGUGGUCGACCAGUGUACACCGUGAAUCGCACGGCAAGCUACCAGACUUUGACGACUACGUGUACUGGGUUGUUUGCACCGCGCCAUCGCAAUAUGCGGAGCUUUUGCCAAAGACAACGGAGGAGAAGAGGCUGUACAUGGUGCGAGUAUCUGAGUCGUGGCAUCCAGCAUUGAAACUCCUGCUCAGUUCUGCUUCCCACGAACUGUCCGCUUGCGUUCCGAUCUUAUCCAGCCAGCCGGAUAUUCAAAUCUCCUCAGGUGACCAUACCGGAAUGGUCACUCUAGUCGGUGAUGCAGUACAUGCAAUGAGCCCCAUGGGUGGCUCCGGUGGGGAUACAGCAAUUCGAAACGCUGCAGAUUUAGCACAGACAUUAGCUGCAGAAGGCAUCACCCACGACAGCAUCAAGGAUUUUGAGGCAAGAAUGGAAGUGAGGGCAAAGGAGAAGAUCGAGCACUCAUUUAGAGGUGGAGUGAAGUUUUAG